Molecule: messenger RNA, 825 nt
Organism: Ambispora gerdemannii
Lineage: Eukaryota; Fungi; Glomeromycota; Glomeromycetes; Archaeosporales; Ambisporaceae
Source: the annotation of a GenBank genome assembly
AUGGCAAAGGUAGAAUUAGAAGAAGAAUUUGAUGUCAAUGAUUUAGAAACCUUAACUCCUGCCCAAAUUAAGGAUUUAAAAACCAAACUGGGCGAAGGAAUGAAAAAGAUGAAAGAGUUACAAAAGAAAAAAACCGAGGAACUAACUGAGGAAGAAAGCAAAGCCUUGGCUAAUCUUCCUAAUUUACAAGAAGUCCAAACCCUCACUCAGGAUAUUCAAAAAACCGAAGAUUUUAGUAAGAAAGUUAUCGGAACUUGGGAUUAUGUUUAUGCCGGUGGAAUUUCCCUGGCAGUACUCUUCCUUACAUUAUUAGCCAAACCGGCCAUUGCCGGAUUAAUUAAAUUUGUAAUUGGAGCCGGACUGACUUAUUUUGCCGCGAAACCGAUAAUUGAAAGGUGGGGUUCUACUCCGGCUAAUCGAGCCGAGCAGUUAGGAGUUCCCAAAACGCAAUUAUAUGAAGACGCAAAAAAACGUCGAGAAGACAAGAAGAAUUAUUACGAAGAAAAAAACAAAGAGGUUUUAACUGAAUUAGCCGAGUUAAAGAAACAAUUGGAAAAGUUAGAAAAACAAAAAACUAAACAAGCCCAAGAAAUAGCUGAUGAAUCUGAUCCGACCGAGAAGACUAAAAAAAUAGCGGCACUGAAAGAUACCGAAAAAGAAAUUAGUGGAGUUCAAACGCAAAUCAAAGAAAAAGAAAGUCAAAUUGCCAAGAAUAACAAAGAACUAGAAAAAGUUUUUGAUGAUAUUGGAAACUUUUCUCAUUUAACCGAAGAGCAAUUUGCCGCCAAAUCAAACUCUCCUGACUUAGGAGCUUGGAAAAAUUGA